Messenger RNA from Penicilliopsis zonata CBS 506.65, 1373 nucleotides. RefSeq lists its product as hypothetical. Gene Ontology annotation, molecular function: asparaginase activity. Bases 92 to 1165 code for a protein of 357 amino acids. Lineage: Eukaryota; Fungi; Ascomycota; Eurotiomycetes; Eurotiales; Aspergillaceae. The record is from RefSeq and is a predicted model, not a curated record. The transcript has a single exon.
GUUCGUCCUGAUGCUUUGAUAGAUCGCUAGAACCUGUCUUUCGUUUCGAUUCGUUUUUUUCUUUCUUUUCUUCUUGUCUUAUUUUUACCCUAUGCAUUCUUCGAAUAUGCAGAAAGAGAUAUUUGGCACCAUGGCGGGCACGGCAGCAAUGAUACCAGUAAUGGGAGAGGAAAGCACUGAGAACACCAUCCUGGAAUCGCGGGUUCUCAUCAUUAUGACCGGAGGCACGAUUUGUAUGAGGGGCUCGGCGUCAGGAUUUGUUCCUGCCAGGGGGUUCCAAGACGCCUGCCUUGCGCGCGUCCCUACUUUCAACGAUGGCUCGAACCCUUCGCCGAUGGACGUGGUGGUGAAUAGCAAGAAUGAUAUCAGGGCCCAUGCCAGCUUGCGUACCCCGCAAACCCUGUACGGACGCCAAGUGCGAUACACGGUUUUCGAGUUCGAAGAGCUUCUAGACAGUAGCUCUAUCGAUGCCAAAGGUUGGGCUGAGAUCGCCGAGGCCAUCUACCGGAACUACACUCUGUUCGAUGGAUUUGUCGUUCUUCAUGGAACCGACAGUCUGGCGUAUACUUGUUCUGCACUGAGCUUUAUGCUGCAGAACCUGGGUAAGCCGGUCAUCUUGACCGGUGCUCAGGCGCCCAUGCUUGAGCUGCAGAACGACGCUACGGACAAUUUGCUCGGUUCUCUGGUGGUGGCUGGCCACUUUAUGAUCCCAGAGGUGUGUUUGUAUUUCAACAACCGACUAUUCCGUGGGAAUCGUUCCACCAAGGUCGCUGCCAGUGACUACGCUGCCUUUGAUUCUCCCAAUUCCCCGCCUCUGGCCGUGACCACAUCUAUGCGUACCAACAUCGCCUGGGAGCUUAUCCAUCGCCCUACGCGCAUCCAGCAUUUUAGCAUCCAGACUAAUCUUGACACAACCCAUGUUGCAUGCCUGCGCAUCUUCCCCGGUAUCAAGCCGCAAAUGGUGGAUGCCGUGCUGCAACUGGAAGGUCUCAGAGGCUUGGUCUUGGAGACUUUUGGUGCUGGAAACGCCCCCUCCGGCCAAGACAAUGCGAUGACGAAUGUUCUCGCUGCAGCAAUCAAGAGAGGGAUCGUUAUUGUGAACGUCACCCAAUGUAUGGUUUUUUUUUCUCUCCCGGCUCCCUUAUUUUUUCAAUGGCUGACAUGACGGGAAUCAGGUCUAACCGGCAGCGUUAGUCCGGUGUACGCCCCCGGCAUGAGUCUCUCACGCGCAGGGGUAGUGGCAGGGUUGGACAUGACGAGCGAAGCAGCCCUGACCAAACUGGCAUACCUUCUUGCUCUGCCGGGAGCGACGCCGGAAUCCGUCUCGAAGAACAUGUCAAUCUCGCUUCGCGGGGAACUGACGGAAAGCUCCC